AUGAUGAUGCAAGCCAAGAAGAUCAAGUACUACGUCAUCGGACUGACCGAGACGAGACGACAUCACCCUCUCAACGCCGUAUAUGAAACUGGAGAAGAACUGUUCUUAGGAACAUGCGACAGUAGAGGUGUAGGAGAAGUUGGCGUCCUCGUCAACAUGAGUAUGGCAAAGAACAUCGACUCUUUCGAACUACUUACGACCCGAAUCGGACGUCUGCGGAUGAGAAGAUGUGGCCCAACACCACCUUUGACUAUCUUCGUCGCUUACGCUCCAACAUCAAGCUACGAAGAAGAAGAAGUCGAAGCUUUCUAUAUGGACCUGGAGAAGUUCUACCGAGAAGAUCAUGCCUUCUACAAGGUCAUAGUUGGCGAUUUCAACGCCAAAGUUGGCCCAAGAAGAACAACGGAGGAACUUCACAUCGGGACCCACGGCCUACAAUGGAAUGACCAGGGGGAGAGGCUCUCCGAGUUCAUCAUGACGACUAAGACCAUCCAUGGGAACUCGCAAUUCCAGAAGCCCUCCUCUCUAAGCUGGACGUGGAAGUCACCCGGUGGAGGGUACCGUAAUGAAAUAUACCACAUCAUCUUCAAUAAAAGGUUCUACCUGACGGACGUCGCUGUUGUACCAAAGUUCUAUACGGGAUCGGACCAGCGCCUCCUCCGAGGAAGAUUUUCCUUCACAAGGAGAGCAGAGAAAGCCGCCAAGUUCAGAGAGAGAAAUCCCAGGACUACCAUCAACUGA
Messenger RNA from Necator americanus (New World hookworm), 741 nucleotides. RefSeq lists its product as uncharacterized. The transcript has a single exon. Lineage: Eukaryota; Metazoa; Nematoda; Chromadorea; Rhabditida; Ancylostomatidae. Bases 1 to 741 code for a protein of 246 amino acids. The record is from RefSeq and is a predicted model, not a curated record.